Molecule: messenger RNA, 1812 nt
Organism: Spea bombifrons (plains spadefoot toad)
Lineage: Eukaryota; Metazoa; Chordata; Amphibia; Anura; Pelobatidae
Gene: HERPUD2
Product: HERPUD family member 2
Exons: 9
Coding region: 384-1592 (402 amino acids)
Biological process (GO): endoplasmic reticulum unfolded protein response
Molecular function (GO): protein binding
Source: RefSeq, a predicted model, not a curated record
UUCCCUGUCCUAGCCUUGCUAGUGCGUUGUGUCCGGGUUGAGACCCUCAGCUGAUAUUGAUACAGGCGGAAGAGGAGGAGCGGGUGGAGGCAGCUGUGUCAGACUACACGGUUACACACAACAACAACAAAAACAAGGUAAUUGGUAAGGAAAAGGCCCUUGUCGUCUGAAUGGGCACCGUUUAUUCUGCUUUUUUGGCCAUUCUUCCAAGAGAUUUCCCUACAUUUACUCAGCUUGUGCUUUAAACGUUGGUCAGAAGAAACCAUGGACAGCAAUGUGAUGUGACUCUCGCUGAUUUUUUUUUUUUUUUAAUUUUUGUUUUAAACUCCUAACGAGGAGUUUCAUUCAUUUUACUUGGGAUUAAAAAACUCUGGCCAUUGGCCAUGGACCAAACUGUGAUGGAUAGUCCAGUAACCUUGGUGAUCAAAGCGCCAAAUCAAAAAUAUGAUGACCAAACAAUUAAUUGUUUUCUGGACUGGACUGUGGAAAAACUUAAAUUUCAUCUCUCAAAAGUAUACCCCAGUAAACCGUCAACUAAGGAUCAAAGACUUGUGUAUUCUGGUAAACUUCUUCUUGAUCACCUUCGUUUGAAAGAUGUUCUCAGGAAACAAGAUGAGUAUCACAUGGUUCAUUUAGUGUGUGCCUCCAGAACCCCUCCUAGCUCCCCUAAACCAAGCACCAGCAGGGGGAGCACUGAAGCUCCAAGCACCAGCAAAUCAAGCUCAGAAUCCUCAGGAUCAGCCUCCACUGUGCCAGCAGAUCAAGACAUGCCAUCCACAUCCUUCAGCCCGAGACCAGAAGAAAACAUAAGACAUCGUCAUGCUUCCCACACGUACCCCAAUCCCAUUCUUAACCACCCCCUCUCCUACCUUAGACAUGUACCUGUUGGGAACCCACUUCCUGGACAAGCAGGACCUGCCUUGUUUCCAGUCUACUCAGCCUUAAGCCCUAUGCAGUUAAUGUGGUGGCAGCAGAUGUAUGCGCGACAGUAUUACAUGCACUAUCAAGCAGCAGCCUCUAACCAGGCCCCACCUGACAUUCAGAUGCCACGGCCUGCUGCCCCUACUGCUAUCAACUCGGACAGACCUCCUCCAAACCCCCCUAGAGCCGCCCCAAAUGUUGCACCAGAGGUGAACCAGAAUGUACAAAUGAAUGCUCAGGGUGGCCCAGUGAUGAACGAAGAAGACAUUAACCGCGAUUGGCUUGACUGGAUGUACACAGUGUCUCGAGCAGCCAUCCUUUUCAGCAUUGUAUAUUUCUACUCGUCCUUUAGCCGCUUUGUCAUGGUGAUGGGUGCUAUGAUACUAGUGUACAUGCACCAGGCUGGCUGGUUUCCUUUUCGACAAGAAGAAGGUCAACCACAGGCAAGAGACAAUGCAGCAGAAAUGAACCGAGAGAUGGUCAACAACAAUGAGCUUCAGGAGAUGGAACGGCGUAUGGACGAUGGGUUACAGGAAGAUGGUGGUGACGACACAGGAGAUGAUGUGGCAGCAGAGGCUCCACACCCUGGACUCUUGGCAUCUGCUUGGUCUUUCAUUACCACUUUCUUCACUUCUCUUAUCCCAGAGGGGCCUCCGCAAGUUGCUAAUUAGGCUCUAAACUUAAUGCCAUCUGCGCCAAAAAUGAAAAAGGAGAUGUCCUUUCUUUCAAAUAAGUGUUUCAAACAACUGUGCAAUCAGAAUUCUUGUUUUCCUUUUCUUGUUCUAAUCUAUACUUUUUUUUUUUUGCGCUCUAAUUUGGAGUUUAAUAUUAUAAUAUUUUAAGCACAAGAUGGACUUUUUUUCUCAUAUUAAAAUUCUCUCUUUUUUUGGC